AUGAUCCGCGUUGAUCCUUUGCAAGAUGAAUUUUCAGCUCUAAGCAAAUCAUCAGUUGACUUCCGAGUGCUUGAUAUUGGCUCACAACAGGAGUCGUGUACUCGAGAUGUUGAAGCCACUCAAAACGGGAAAUUACUUGUCAAAUCACAGCUAUCAUUCCAUUGUGAGGGUCGUGAGUCAAUCGCACAUCAAUGUCAUAUGCCAGUCACGCCAAUGCCGGAUUUUUGUGAGACAAUUUCCGAUACAGUAACACAUCUACUGGACGAAUGGGAUGAAUCUGUUUCGUCGAUAUCACCUCAAAUGAAAGAAUUCGCUGAGCUUGUCAACUCAAAUCCGAUCAACAACAUCUUCGAUAUCCGAUUGGUUGACGCAGACUCAUUUGCUGCAGCCACAAUGAAAGGGUUCUUCACAAAAUUAUGGGCCAAAUCAAAGGUGAACAUAGGUAAGUCGUGGCUUCUCGCCUUCCGAGCUAACGCCACUGGAUUUUUGCGUUUGGAUUCACACGAAUGA
Messenger RNA from Anisakis simplex (herring worm), 510 nucleotides. The record is from the annotation of a GenBank genome assembly. Lineage: Eukaryota; Metazoa; Nematoda; Chromadorea; Rhabditida; Anisakidae.